CACACACACUAUAUUGUCACCAAUAUCAAAGGGAUUUCAGUAUUUACAAAAGUAAUAUAUUACUCUCUUUUAAAAAUGUCUCUUUUAAAUAAAACAAACAAAGGUUCACAGUUUUAAACAUGUCCAUGGGUAUUGCUUCUUUUUCUUUUAUACAGUCUUUGGGUUUAAGUCUUUUCAAAUGGUCAAUUUGUUUGCAAACUAUAUCAGCUGUGGUACAUUGCAUUAUUGAUUAAUAACCAUUCUGCAUCUUAUCUUCCAGAUUUUUGUGGUGACAAACAACUAACCAGUGCACUUCAUGCAAGUGUACUUCAUGACACAGCAUCAAAAAAUAUUCCUAACCCAAUAAUAUAAAACGUGUGACCCAGUCAAAGAGCUGCAUUUCCGCAGACUCACCUCCAGGCCGCCAGGUGGCGCUCUCACUGAACCGCGCUACACUCCUCUAGAACAGCUCCAAAAAGGAGACUCAAUCCGCCAUAUAUGAUGUCGCAGAUUCGCCAUAAACGCCUGCUAAAGUAAUUUUAAUACAAUAAAUACCACUUCAGAUGUUGUUUAGAGCCGUAAAUACAUAUAAGAAUCAUUUGUUGUUUUUUGGACUACUGAUUUAAUUGAGAAGCAUGGACCCAGCGCGAGCAGAGGGAUCUUCAGUCUUCAUGUGUAAAAUCUGCAACCUGUUCUCUCCCAAUAAAUCCCUGCUCCUGUCUCACGUACUUGAGAAACACACCGACGAAGGUGGCGAUGCAGAGGACAUUAUUAUCCCGCUCAAACCUUUACAGUCUCCACAAGUACCAGAGGGCAUCAAAAGAAAACGCGGUAGACCAAAGGGAUCCACUAAGAAAGCCCAAGCAGAUGUACAGAGGCCGAACAAAUUGUCCAGUCAACCAAAGAAAGAUAUAGCUGAUGUGCUGACGGAAUCACCAAUUAAAGCACAACACGCUGAAGAUGGCACCGGUUUGGAGUGCAAGAAAUGCCAACGCAAGUUCAGCAACAAACGGCAAAUUUCCAAACACAUCUGCUUUGCAGAUCUCCGAGAUGUUCCUGAUGACGAUGACUUCCAGAGUGAGAACCCUGGUCCUAUUGAAAUAGUAGAUGAAGACGACGAAGAUGUAGAAUGCUCACCAAAGAAGGCGAGAACAGUGAAGGCAGACAAGGUCUCUGGUGUAAAGGACCCUGAGUCGACAGGCUGUACCAAAAACCCCAUAGUCAGCGUGGUUCUUGCAGCACAUGAAGCCAUUCCCGGUGCCACAAAAAUAGUUCCCAUUGAAGCUGCUCCAGCUGAGGAGGUUAUGCAACCUGAUGGAACUGCAGAAGAGUCUACACAGAAGAAAGGUUACCAAGAAUAUGCCAUACAGCAAGCUGCUUAUGAAGUGCCUCUGAAAUCGAACAGGAUAGGGCAGACGCAGUUGAAAAUUUUCACCUGUGAAUACUGCAACAAGGUUUUCAAGUUCAAACAUUCCCUCCAAGCCCACUUGCGCAUCCACACGAACGAGAAGCCGUUCAAAUGCAGCCAGUGUGACUACGCCAGUGCUAUCAAGGCCAAUCUCAGCGUCCACAUGCGGAAGCACACCGGGGAAAAGUUCAGCUGUGAGCACUGCUCGUUUAACUGCCUGAGCAAGGGUCACCUUAAAGUGCACGUAGAGAGGGUGCACCAGAAAAUUAAGCAGCACUGCCGCUUCUGCAAGAAGAAGUACUCCGACGUCAAGAACUUACUUAAGCACAUCCGAGAGAGCCAUGAUAUGGAAGACGGGAAAGUCAAGGACUCUUACGACGAGUACAGGCUCCAAACCAGAGAAGGCAAACGGCAGCUGCUCUAUGACUGUCAUGUCUGUGACCGUAAAUUCAAGUAUGAGUUGGAGCGCGAUCGGCAUCUGAUGGUCCACGGUAGCAACCGACCGUAUGGCUGCGAGUUGUGCGAUCAUGGGUCGACAAAGUUUCAAGCUCUUCAGGCUCAUGUUCGAAAGCAUCCCUUUGUGUACGUGUGCUCAGUUUGCCUGCAAAAGUUUGUCAGUACCGUCCGGCUCAAGUUGCACUUCGGUGAGUCCCACGCAGGAAUGGACGAAUCCACGACUUUCGCCGAGUCCAUCAAGAGCAGUUUCUGUCUGUUGAAACCUGGGGAUGACAUUCAGCGGGACAUGCUGAGACAAGAUGAGUUGGAGAUCAGCAAAGAGCUGUCCCUCCUCAAUGCACAGGAAGUGCUAGCCACUGAAAUGGACGGUGUAGAGGAACAAGAGGCAGAAGGUCCUGGCAGUUUAACUACAGAAGAAUUGGUACAUGAUUCCCAAGAGGAUAUAGCCACAACGGAGAUCGCAGAGAAUUGCCCAAUUGAUACUAGUACAGCUCUGGACGCUGAAAUGCAUGGAAGUGUCUCUGGGGAUUUGUCAGACAAAGAACAGCUGCGGGAUCAUUUGCCAAAUGUGGACUGUAGUGUAACAGAAUUUAAUAAUCCUGGUGAAGGAAAUACAAACUUGCCCACGCAGACUGAGAUAGCAUACAUGUCACCGAAAGACCAAAUGCUGUCAGAAGUCCCGACGGACAUGUCUUUUACUCAGAGCAAGGUUGAGUCUAGUGUUACUCAAAGCAGCCCUCCCCCUAGUGGUACGGAGGAUUUGGCAACCACACAACUAGAGGAAAAAUCUGCAUUUGCACAGAUUUUAGACCAAAUGCAGAAAAGGCAACUAAACCUGGAAGUGUUUGAGAGAAUACGGAAGGUCUACGGAGAUCUGGAGUGUGAAUACUGUGGAAAGCUUUUCUGGUACCAGGUGCACUACAACAUGCAUGUAAGAACACAUACGCGAGAACAUCUGCAUUACUGUUCCCAGUGCAGCUACUCGUCCAUUACCAAAAACUGCCUGAAGCGUCAUGUAAUACAGAGACACAGUAAUGUUCUCCUCAAGUGCCCUUCAGAAGGAUGCCAGUACUCUACACCUGACAAGUACAAGCUGCAGGCCCAUCUUAAAUCUCACUCAGAAAUUGUUAAGAAGAGCUUUGUUUGUCCCAUCUGUAAGAAGGCAUUACCGGAAGACAAACUUAGGCAUCAUAUCAAAUCUAACCAUCCAGAUACCUCACUAACGACCACUUUAGAGGCGCUGGGAAUACGUGCCCAUGUCAAAGGUGUCAUCGGAAAACGAGCCUCUAAAUGUCCAUACUGUGAUUGCUACUUCACAAGAAACGGAACUGACAUGCAGCAGCACAUCUGGGCUCAUGAAGGAGUAAAACCCUUUAAGUGCUCGCUGUGCGAUUACGCCUCACGCAGCAAAAGCAACCUGAAGGCUCAUUUGAACAGGCACAACACCGACAAGAGCCACCUGUGUGAUCUGUGCGGGAAGAAGUUCAAGUCCAAGUGCACGCUGAAGAGCCACAAGCUCAUGCACUCAGCAGACGGAAAGCAGUUCAAAUGUACUGAGUGUGAUUUCACUGCAGCACAGAAGCCACAGCUCCUCCGCCACAUGGAACAGCACGUCUCCUUUAAGCCAUUCCGUUGCGCACACUGCCACUACUCGUGCAACAUCUCAGGUUCUCUUAAAAGACACUAUAACAAGAAGCAUCCGGGGGAGCAGUAUAGCAACACGGGUCCUGGAACACCCACUUCAGAGACUGUGAUGGAGCAAGGUGGAGUGAAGUGUCCAGUCUGUAACUAUGUUUACGGAACGAAAUGGGAAAUGAACAGACACUUGAAGUGCAAGCAUGGACUCAAAGUUGUUGAGAAUCAGUGGGAGGUGGUAGAAUCAGCAGACGAACCAAACACGCAGUAUCUUCAGAUUGCUGAGACGGAGGAUGUGCAGGGAACAGAGUCUGCCGUUUCAGUGCUGCAGAACAUUCGCUUUAACACACAGAAUGGUGUUGUCUCAGCCACAGCUUCAGACAGACUGGAUCCAGCGUCGGUUAACAUCCUUCAGCAGAUAAUCGAGCUUGGCACAGAGAGCCCAGACACUGUGGCCUCCGUGGUUGCCAUGGCGCCUGGCACAGUCACCGUGGUGGAGCAGGUGAGUGAAGAGGAGCAGCAGCAGACAGACCAUGCCAUGAUGAUCCAUGAUGCACUGCAGCAGGCCACUGUGGGUCUGGGAGAAGAGCAUCACUUGGUGGUGUCUUCAGACGACGUGGAAGGCAUCAAGACGGUCACGGUGUACACACAGGGUGAAGACGCAUCGCAGUUCAUUGUCUACGUUCAGGAGGCUGUCCAAACUGAAGAGGGCACUGCAGAGGUGACCUAAAAGACUUUUGAGCAUUCUGAAGGCUGUACAAAUGGAAAGGCUUUCUAAAGCUUGGAAGGAUGCAGAAAAUGAAAUGAAAUGGUGUUGAAUGCCAGCUGAUGAGCUAACGCGCAGAAAAUAGAGGCAGUAGUCGCAUGCAGUACACGAAAACAGCAUACGAUUCCUUUAUUUAUUUAUUUUUCCAAAGACAUACAGGAGAAGUCUGGUGAAAAUCUCCUUCCUAACUCAUUCUUUUUGUAGGUUUUUAUAAUACAGUGAAUUUGAUGGGUUUCAAGAUGACUGAAUUGGAUUGGCUCGCUAAAUCGUCUGUACCUGAAGUAUUCUGGACUUCACCAGAAUCUGACCUCGAACUGAUGACAAGCGAUUUGAUGUAAUACCACAGCGCUGUCUAAACGCACCAUUCUGAUUAGUCAGAAGUACGGCAGCAGUCCGCAUAAAUGCGUUUUCAAAACGCGUGUAAGCCGUUGAUAAGGAGAUGCAUUUUUUCAAGGAGUCUCUCUUUUUUUUAGCUUUAACUCAGAGUGAGAGGGGGGGGGGAGAAUGCAGGGAUAAUUAUAGCAGUUUAUAGCUGCUGUAAUGUAAGUGAUAACAGGAACUAACUGGUUUCUGGGACGUUCCAUAACAUUAAAUGUAACUAUACAUAGAUUAAAAAGCAUGGUGUCAUUUUUUUUUUUUAAAUGACUAAAUCUGGCAACUUGCUGCGGUAUAAGAGGAAUAAAACAACACUGCGUUGUUUAUCACAGCUCAUCUCGAAAGUUUCCUAAUUAUUUAAUAUUUUUGCUCUGAAUCUUAUAGAUGUAAAGGGCGCACGGUGGCUUAGCGGUUAGCACGUUCGCCUCACACCUCCAGGGCUCGGGGUUCGAGUGCCACCGUGGCCCUGAAGUUGUUUAGAACAUGGAGUUUGCAUGUUCUCCCCGUGCUGCGUGGGUUUCCUCGCCCAGUCCAAAGACAUGCUGGGCGUGUCUAAAGUGUCCGUAGUGUAUGAAUGGGUGUGUGUAUGUGAGUGUGCCCUGCGAUCGAUUGGCACCCUGUCCAGGGUGUACGCCGCCUUGUGCCCGAUGCUCCCCAGGUUUCCCCGUGACCCUGAAAAGGAUAAGCGGUAUAGAAGAUGGAUGGAUGGAUCUUUAGAGAUGUAAAAGUAACGUGCCCGAAUUCACCUUUUGAUAUUUGGGACUUGAAUAUUUAGGUUUAAAUUAUUCAAACUUUAAUACAUGUGGAUUGGAAAAUUGGCAGUAGUCGGGCCAGGAUUUGAAAGAAACCCAUCGCUUUUGCCACCUGCCAGUUGUGAAACGUCAUCAGUCAAACUGUUUGGCAAUUUGUGCAUGUAACUACGUAAAUAUAGCGAAAUUUCUAACGAGUAAAUACUUAUGUUAAAUGCAUUUCUUGCACGUAAAUAUUUUUGUCCCCUUGACAUGUUACAUUGGUCUUGUACUUAAUGGAGGUUUCCAUUUUUGCUUUUGUACCUGGGCAUCUUACUGCCACCUACUUGCAAUAAGUGGUGAAGCCUUACUGCAAACACAAGACACAGAGACUGGUGAGAAAUGAAUAUUGUAAUGAAUGUAAUGUACGUUUCUGAAAUAUCUGCCUAGAUCUGGAGCUGUCCAUGAAGUGCCGCAACUAUAGUACAUUAUAGUAUUUAAUACUAUUAGAAUUUAAGACUUUUUUUUUUUCCUUUACUUCAAAUCUUAUGUAGAUUAUGUGCUUUUACCAGACAGUAAUUGAUGGGAAAAACAUGAAUCUGAGAUUACACAUGCUCAGCGAAACUGGACAGAUAAUUGGACAAAAAAAAAGCCAACAACAGGGGUCUCAUUUA
Messenger RNA from Ictalurus punctatus (channel catfish), 6021 nucleotides. RefSeq names its product zinc finger protein ZFAT. Gene Ontology annotation, biological process: regulation of transcription by RNA polymerase II. Gene Ontology annotation, molecular function: chromatin insulator sequence binding. The record is from RefSeq and is a predicted model, not a curated record. Gene Ontology annotation, cellular component: chromosome. Bases 615 to 4208 code for a protein of 1197 amino acids. The transcript is spliced from 16 exons. Lineage: Eukaryota; Metazoa; Chordata; Actinopteri; Siluriformes; Ictaluridae.